UAACUUGCCACGACACGCUCAAGGCUGACCGGGUUGAUUCAGUUAUGUUUGUCGCGAAAAGAUUGACUAGAAGCAAAAGUGUGCGACUCGCGAGGGGGCUGUCAAGCAGAGCGACCACGGUGCUCUCGUCGGUGGACAUCCCUACCACCGGUCAGGAAUUGUCUGGAGUAUACGAUGGAAGCUGGAAGGGCUCAGGGGAUAUACUUGAAAGCGUGUGUCCAACGACGGGCGAGGUUCUCGCGCGAGUGAAGUCCGCUACCCCCACCGAGUUGCGCGAAUCGUUAGCGAAGUCGCGAGAGGCCUACCGCUACUUUAGAAGUGUCCCGGCCCCACGUAGGGGCGAGAUAUUGAGACAAAUCCGGUAUGCUCUCUCGAAGAAGCGGGAUGAGUUAGGGGCGCUUGUGUCACUCGAGAUGGGCAAGAUCAGGACCGAAGGUAUUGGCGAAGUCCAAGAGUUUGUGGAUAUCUGCGAUUACGGUGUGGGACUCUCUCGAAUGAUGAAUGGCCGAGUGGUCAGCUCAGAGAGACCCGGGCAUUCAAUUCUCGAAGUCCCAAAUCCACUAGGUGUUAUAGCCGUUCUAUCUGCUUUCAAUUUCCCAGUCGCAGUAUAUGGAUGGAAUCUGGCAUUGUCCCUGGCUGCGGGUAAUGCGACGCUCUGGAAGCCAUCUCCGAGUACCCCGCUCUGUUCAAUCGCAGUAACACAGAUUAUAUCACGGGUGCUCGAGGAGAAUGGGAUUCCUGGUGCUGUUGCCGGUUUAGUAAUUGGUGGUAAAGACGUCGGCGAAGCUAUCGUAGAAGACAGAGGGGUUGAUAUGGUCUCCUUUACCGGCAGCGAGGCUGUCGGGCGCGCAGUCGGGAAAGUGGUUCAGUCCAGAUUCGGCAAGGUCCUUCUCGAGCUGGGAGGAAAUAACGCUGCCGUCAUCAUGCCGGACGCGGACCUGUCGCUUGCGAUCCCGGCGGUCUUCUUUGGUGCUGUGGGGACGGCAGGCCAGCGGUGCACCUCGACGCGCCGUCUCUACCUCCACCGCGAUAUCGCACCCGAGUUCCUCGAGCGGCUAAAGAAGCUCUAUGCCUCGGUCCGCGCAGGUGAUCCGCUCGCCAAGGAAACGCUUCUUGGGCCCCUGCACACGCGCAACGCUAUCAAAGUGUAUACUGAUGCUGUGGGCUAUCUGCGGGAUGCUGGCGCGGAGAUUGUUACCGGCGGGGAGCGUUACAGUUCGCCUCCCUUGGAUCAAGGCUAUUUUGUCAAGCCUACGAUUGCACUGCCCAAGACCGCAGACCCGCAGGACAAGAUCUGGAGCACGGAGACGUUUGCGCCUGUUCUCAACGCGGCCGUGUUUGAAGACAUCGAGCAAGCGAUUGAGUGGAAUAACGGCGUGCCCCAGGGGCUGUCGAGUACUCUGUUCACUCGGGAUCUUAGAACGGUUGGUAAAUGGAUCGGCCCAGAAGGUUCGGACGCUGGGAUCGUUAACGUGAACGUCGGUACGAGCGGAGCGGAGAUAGGAGCGGCCUUCGGCGGAAACAAGAGCACGGGAUGGGGUCGGGAGUCCGGCGGUGAUGCAUGGAAACAAUACGUGCGCUGGAGUGCUUGCACGAUCAACUUUUCGGAUAAAGCCCCUCUGGCGCAAGGAGUGGACUUCUCGGCGUAGGUCCCUGUAACCCGCCGUCGCGACACAUGUCGGGGUGGAGAAGACGAGAAGGAAGGGCAUCGUUUCAGCCUUAUUUACUGGGUGCUUCAGGACGCGAGUACGGGAGGGCGGUUUCGGGAGCCACUAAAUCAGCUCCUGCAUGCCAUUUCUGAAUAUCUGUCUUGUAUUAUGGAUAAGGGCGGUUACUGUGGGAAACUCGGCGAGGGGGUCAUCAGACAACGAACAGGUGUUGAUGAUGGAUGGAUAUAGCUGAACUGGUAUGGGAAAUCGGUCGUUCUUCUCUGCUUCUGCGCGGGAUGUAACGAGAUGCAGAUCUUGCCGCUUGUGUAUGUGAAGUUGUGUGGCAGAGUGAUUCACUAGAGGCUCCCAUAAGCCUCCGGUUGCGCAUCAGCUAAGGUUGCAUCAAUCCCAGCCCCGAGUCUUUCAGCCAUCAUUUUAUUUGAGCCUGUAUGGCCGACUAGG
Gloeophyllum trabeum ATCC 11539 is the source of this 2111-nucleotide messenger RNA. Its product is annotated as NAD-aldehyde dehydrogenase. The transcript has 11 exons. The coding region runs from base 45 to 1649 and encodes 534 amino acids. The record is from RefSeq and is a predicted model, not a curated record. NCBI's taxonomy places the organism in Eukaryota, Fungi, Basidiomycota, Agaricomycetes, Gloeophyllales, Gloeophyllaceae. Gene Ontology annotation, molecular function: aldehyde dehydrogenase (NAD+) activity.